GGUAAAGUGCCCAGGGUGCGAUAGUCCUGAGGUGCCGUGAUGUGGCAGCGUAAACCUAACUGCCGAACUUUACGAGUGAUGAAGGCGGGAUAAAGCGGAACACGACACAGCUUCAUACCCCAAAGUCCUGAGAGCUAGAAAGCGCGAAGCAAAAUAUCGCUCGACCUCGCGGCGAAGAUUUCCAUCAUAAAUUCCCCGCCCGCACCACCGUACCUAAAUUACCUAUUGGUAUCCCACCCGCCUGCACAAUCAACAUGCAGUCACAGGGUAUCACUCGGUAGCUGAUAGUUGAAGUCGGAAUCGUAGGUAUCAUAAGAGCGGCGCCCCUGAACGACAAUGGACCGCUCCGGGGAAACAGAGGUUGGGGGAAGGAAACGAUGCGAAUUGGCAUUGCAGCAAGAAGGCGCGUAGGCGAGGUUUUUUUUUGGCGGAGUAAAAGCAGACUUACUCUAUGGUGCCGCACCGCUCUUAUAACGUGGAUUACCCCGCACGCGCAAUAUUGCGAACAGCCAGAGUUCGAUUUCCGCUAUAUUUGUGGCGCGCUAAUAAUUGGGUAGGGUCCGGUCGACGGGUUUUCCCUACCGUACGCCGGAACGGAAAAAAAGGGGUGGAUCGCACGCUUUGCAGAUGGGUGCAUGUGUAA
Molecule: messenger RNA, 643 nt
Organism: Tuber melanosporum (Perigord truffle)
Lineage: Eukaryota; Fungi; Ascomycota; Pezizomycetes; Pezizales; Tuberaceae
Exons: 1
Coding region: 452-643 (63 amino acids)
Source: RefSeq, a predicted model, not a curated record